Messenger RNA from Ylistrum balloti, 3124 nucleotides. Its product is annotated as guanine nucleotide exchange factor C9orf72 homolog. The coding region runs from base 658 to 2064 and encodes 468 amino acids. Gene Ontology annotation, biological process: endocytosis; autophagy. Gene Ontology annotation, molecular function: guanyl-nucleotide exchange factor activity. Lineage: Eukaryota; Metazoa; Mollusca; Bivalvia; Pectinida; Pectinidae. Gene Ontology annotation, cellular component: autophagosome; endosome. The record is from RefSeq and is a predicted model, not a curated record. The transcript is spliced from 9 exons.
CGUCCUGUCAGUAUCUGGUCCAUAGCUUGCUGUGAAGUCAGACCGUAGAGGGUGGUUUUCCCAGAGCUUGUCAAUUCUGUUCUUGAAAAGAUCUAUGCCAAAUACACAUAUUUAUGCGACAGCCAAAAAGAGAAGCUGAGAUCUUCGAAAGUUUCUGAUUUAAGAUAUUCUAACGAGGAAACAACAUUUCAUGGCUAUGAUCUAUCCUUACAUGACAAAUGAGGGAGGAAUGGGUUUCAGAGAUCACUAACCGUGAAGGGUUGAUCCUCCUAUUUGUGAACUACACUUUCUUUUCGGUGAUUUUCCUUGUGUGUCUCCUGUUCAUGCUGUGUUUGGCAAAUACUACGUCCUCACCAAAUGACCUUCUCAUGUCCUUGAUGCUACUAGCAAUGAGUUUUGUACUGGUCAACAUGGUGAUUGCUGAUUAUGUUGUGUGUAUGAUACACUCCCACAGGGAUCCUCAACCGAUUAUGUGACCUUGCACAUGUGGUAUAACCUUUAAUGCAUGUCUAAGUAGCUGCAAGUUCGAACUUACAGGAAAGGUUUUAAAACCAUAGCGAUUAUGAGAAUAAUUGUUUUUUGAUACUUCUUUAAUCUGUUCAAAACUUUCAUACAAAUAUUCAUAUAAAUUUUAAAAUAGAAUAUAUAUUUUGAUUUAUGAUGUCAAAUUCACGCAACAUAAAACAAAUAACCCGUCACGUUGAUGCUGGUGUGAUACAUCUGACAUCCGAAACAAGUUUGUCAUCAACUCACCUAGAUAUUGAAUCACCAUUGAGCCCUUCAUCAAGUUAUGUUAAAAGUAAACUGGGCAAAGAAAUAAGUCCGGACUUUAUAAGUGCUUUCAUGUUGGCACACUGGGACAAUAUUUUGGGACCACGCAUCCUUAAUGUGUGGCUGGGUACUGAAUGUCACCUGACGGAACAGCUGUUCAAUCAAGUGUGCAGUCGUUCAUUGAGUGGAGAAAUGUGUAGAGAUACUCAGGACAGUUUUGUAGAUUUCAAAUUUCUUGACUUAUCGGAGAUGGACAUGAUCUUGGCUGGGUUUGUAUUCGUGGCACGUGGUAGUAGCGGCCUUGGUGUUCAUUCUUUGUCCGUGUUGAUGCCGCAUUCUGAACUUGGAACAUACUUGGAGAUACAUGACCUGCUCUCACGAUGUCUUAACAGAACCAUCAACAAAUUACGACGGUUUUUACACAUGUCUGAUACUCCACAACCAGAUAUCAAUGGAGAAUUUGUUGAGAAGUCUAGAGAAUGUCUGAAGAUGCUGGCAUCUAUAUACAAGUCUUCCUUAGCACUACCAAUUAACCUGUCAGAAACGUUCCUUAGUCCGUCUCAUUUACUGGAAAGAGAGUUCCUGUGUCGCUGUAUUGCAGCUCAUCUUCUCACAUUUGGUCACAGUCUAGUGAUAGGGGAAAAUAGCAACAGAAUCAACUUGCUGAUAACUACACUGGCCUUGUUCAACACAAAGAAAGAAAGACGAUGUUCCAUGAGAAUAAAAGAGGGAUGUACCUGUCACCAUGAUCUAUUUGUUCAGGGCAUUGUGAAGAAAUGUAAUGAUGCCUAUGACCUACCGGUGGCCCAGAUAGUGGAUAGUAAAUAUCCAGUCAGCAUUAUUAACUUGACCACUCGAGAUGUGAAGCAAGCUUACUCCUAUCAUCACCAGAGAGUGUAUAGUCCACAAGGCAUGGCUCCAAACAAUGAACUUACCCUGAUCCCAGUAGAACACAGUGAGAACCUGGUGCUAGCACUCAUGGAUGAGUUGGAGAAGCUGCCAGCAGAGUGUGGUGUUCGAGAGGCUUACAUCUGCCACUUUGUCUUGACACUGCAAAGGAAGGCACUUGCUCUCAUAAAAUAUGUGGAAGGUGAAACGAAUUUUGGAAGCACCAUGUUUCGGUCAGGGAUGAAGAAAUUACGGCAGGAUUUGGGAAUAGCAUCUGAAGGAGAUCUACAAAUUUUACUGGCCACAGCAGAGAAACUGAAACCUGGAAUUAUUUAUUUUGUGUUCGGCGAUGGACAGUGGUCCAGUAGAAGUAAUGAUGGCUGGUCAUCAGGGGUUAUGGAAUAAAAUAGGAAUAGGUUGACAAAGAAAUGAAAAUAGAAACUUGAGCUUUACUUCAUGCAGUGAUGGAGGUAUCUUUGAACCCAAUUUGUGUGAAGAAUCAGUGACUUUGUAAGAAUUGUUUCUAUUCUGUUAAGUUUCAUCUCCAGAAAUCUAUGAUUUUCUUGGAUUUGUUAAGUUUCAUCUCUGGAAAUCUAUGAGAACAAAUAACACUGCACUAAGAACUAGUAGUUGAAUAUUUCAGAUCCAAGUAUUGACUUUUCAGAAGUAUGGUAUUUAGGAUGAAUGUAGAAGUAAUGUUUGUGUCAAUCAAAAAAGGAAGAAUCUUCAUUUCAUCACAGAACAAUUCUAGAAGAAAAUCGGUGUCUCGUCCUCACUUCAGUCGGGCUACAUAUGGUUGAUUUUGAUGUUUAUGGUGUGUAUUUACAAAAAUAUCUGUGAUAAUAAUAGGAACACAUGCUUGUACAAAUUACAUGAAAACUUCAUCAUGUGUAUGUUGUAUUAUGUGGAAACUAAUUUCAACUGUGUCACAAUUCACUUUGAUACAGUAGGAGUCACUCGGUCAUGUAUUAACUGAGCAUUAGGUUAUAUCGUUGUGUUUAAGUGUUAUUUUGUCUAUAAAAAAUCCAAAUCAAAUCUUACAUCAGACAAGUAACUUAAACUUCUGUUCCCCAUAUUUCUUCCUUUUACAUAACAUUCCAUAAUUCCUUAGAAGACAAUUUCUAAAGAAUAAAAUACAUUAACUUAUAAGUUGAAAAUAUUGUGGUUUAAUUCAAACUGACUGCACAGUAUGCAGAAAAAUAAUUAAUGAGAAAAAAGAUCCUGUUAAUAAUAAAUGAACACAACCAUUAUGUGUGAUCAUGUUAAUUGUAAAUGCACCAGUUGUGUGAACAUUUUAAUGGUAAAUUAACACAAUUGUUUUAUUGUCGUGUUAAUGGCAAACUAGCACGAUUGUGUGUUAUUAUGUUAAUGAUAAACUAUCACACCUGUUGUGUGUGAUCACGCCAAUAGUAAAUUAACAAACAGUUGUGUGUGAUUAUUUUAAUAGUAAAUUAACACAAUUGUU